This is a messenger RNA of Dreissena polymorpha, 5267 nucleotides long. RefSeq lists its product as uncharacterized. Gene Ontology annotation, molecular function: protein binding. The record is from RefSeq and is a predicted model, not a curated record. NCBI's taxonomy places the organism in Eukaryota, Metazoa, Mollusca, Bivalvia, Myida, Dreissenidae. The coding region runs from base 45 to 4571 and encodes 1508 amino acids. The transcript is spliced from 10 exons.
CAGUUUCCGGUUCAAGCAAUCUUUUGGAAAUUGUUAGAACUGGCAUGGAAACAUCUGCAAUAUUGGACCUGUCAACACCGCCUGAUGGAAGUCAAGUUUUCUUCACGGUCAAUGCAACGGAUUAUGCCAGUUUGUCUACCAGCUCGGACUCAUUAGAAUUGAUCAUAGAUACAUCACCACCUUUAUGUGGUAGUGUGACGAUUUUAAACAACCAUCAGAGAAACAUAUUCAUCAACCAAGAACAAGCAACUGUGCAUUUCGAAGGAUUUUCAGAUCCGCACAGCGGCCUUGACUAUUUCAAUGUUGGCGUUGGUACAAUCGAAGGGGUAACAGAUAUCAUAUCAGAUACGAAAGUCUCCAUCGACUUCCUUGAAUUGAAUUUAGCGCAGAUGAUCGACGGUCAUCAUUAUUUCAUAAUUGUGCAAGCGAUCAAUCGAGCAGGGCUUGUUUCACAAUCUGUAUCAAAAAGAUUUGUAUUGGAUCGAACCCCUCCCACCGGAGGACACGUUUUCGAUGGGAUAAACGGAGCUGGGGGGAUUGAUUACCAAAAUGAUAUAUACGUUAUCAACGCAUACUGGAAAGAGUUUUACGACCCAGAGAGUGGCUUAGCAUUCUUUAAAGUUGGCCUUGGAACCGAUCCAUAUGAGACCGACGUAAGACCGCUAAAAGAUGUUGGAAUGAUGACAGAGGUUUCAUGGAAUGGCCCGUUUGUUCUUGGACAAAAAUACUUUGUGACCGUGGAAGCGUGUAACAAUGCAAACCUUUGCAUCAGACGUGUAUCAGACGGCCUUAUUGUCGACAACUCACCCCCAGUACGCGGUCUUGUACACGUUGGACCAGGAGAAGGUCAUGAUAAAUAUUUAGGACAUCGAUCAUCUAUUAGAAUAAGUUGGCAAGGUUUCGAAGAUCCGCAAUCAGAUAUAGAUCAUUUUGAAGUAUGUGUGUCAACCUCUAAGGGCGAUUGUGAUGUUGUUGUGCUAUCAAAUCGACUGCUCCACUCUUCAAUUAUAAUAUCUAAUAUAACGCUCCCGAUAAAUAUUUCACUUAUGGCAACAGUUUGGGCGUUCAAUGGAGUCGGCAUGAAUGUAUCAAAGGCGUCUGAUAUUUUCGUCAUUGACGACACACCGCCAGUUGUUGUGAAAGCUCCAAAAUUCCUACUAAAAUACAACUCGGAAAAUGGUAAAACUUCACAAUGGGAAAAAUCCAUCUUACGUGUUGAAUGGAAAUUCAAGGACGACAUCAGUCCUAUUGUCCGACAUGAGAUUUCUUUGAAAACGCAUCACGAAGGUCACACGCCUGUUGAGAGGCUUGUCUUAGGAUCGGAAUGCCACGUUACUGUCAGUUUAGAUGGGAGGAAUUGGCUUAAUAACGGUGACACAUACUUUGCAAUUGUAACAUCGUGUAACGCUGCCGGACUUUGUGCUUCUGAGCGAACAAGCGACCUUUUAAUUGAUUCUACUCCACCACACCUCGGUGGAUUUAAACCACCUUUGGCGUGGACGAACUACAAUAAUACAAUUGGAAGUAAGGUGACAAAUUUAUCCCUGACAUGGUAUGGAUUCCACGACCAGGAGUCCGGAAUCGAAAACUACUACGUGACGGUCUCAAGAUCCUACAGUUUCAAUGAACUUUCAAAUGGCGUAAUUCGAAUUAGAGAAACUAAUCAAAGCGAAAUUGUUCAAACUUCAUUCGUACUGACUGAAAGUAUUUCUCCUGACGAAUCUAUUAUUCUUUCGAUAUGGGCGAAAAACAAUGUCGGACUUAACAGUUCGAUUGCAAGGGUCACUGUGAAUGUUUUAUCUGAAACGUCUAGGAAUGAAAUCGGAAUUUUGGAAAUUGAAAAACAUUCAUGCGACAUACAUUUUUGCAACAAGGAUUGUACGUGCGCAGUUAUUGAUCGUCCGUGUGUAGAAGUAAGCUCCAACGAAACAUGUACUACUCUCUCUAGCACAGAUGCGCACACUCAAAAUGUACCACAAUUUGAUGUAUAUUGGGGACAACCGCAUGAAAUGCUUAAUUUUUCGGCUUCAUCAGCAUGCUUGAGUGGGCACUGGUCACGAACAAUUGGAGUAAGUACUUCCGAAAAUAUUCAUCGUUUUGAAUGGAGCCUCGGCGUACAUGGACACGCUGUUGGCGAAGGGGUGUACGAUCUGAAACUAGAAAACCCAUGGAGUGAUGUUGGACAAAGAUUACAAUUUGUUCAUUGCCUACCAGUAAAUCGUUCAUUUGUACACGGGGAACGCUACGUCAUAUAUGUGAAGGUUUGGUAUAGCAAAAGUACAUACACCGUGUUCAAGUCGUCUCCAAUAAUUAUAGAUCAAAGACCACCCAAGGUCAGACGUGGUCGUUAUAUCAGAGAAGGUAAUUGUUUUCAAGAUUUGGACUUUAUUGACUGGACGGAUAAUAUUAUUGCCUGUUGGGACGAUGUGUUUACUGAAGAGCACAGCUUAAUCGAUCAUUUCAGCGUCAGCCUUGGGACAUCACCUCACAAUGAUGACAUACUUCAACAAAUUGAUGUCGGACUGGAAACAAACAUAAGUCUUCAUAACAUUUCUCUCAAUCCAGGCACGCGCUAUUACUUUACAGUCAUUGCUGUUAAUAGUGUUGGACUACACACUGGCUUAGCGUCGGAUGGAUUCAUUAUUGAUACAGAUAUUCCCAUCGCCGGGGUUGUGUUUAAUACAAUUGGACAUAAAAACGCAGAUUUCCAGAAAUCGACUGCAACCUUUGAACUGUCCUGGCAUGGAUUCCAGGAUCAUUUUUCUGGAAUAGAGCACUAUCUGAUUGCCCUUGCCAAAGACGGAGAAUACAAUGAAUCAAAUCUGACCUUUACAAAUGUUGGUUUAUCAAACAAAUAUGCCUUUGCCAACCUGAAUCUUGUGAAUGGCGAGUCUUAUUUUGGAAUUGUGAAAGCUGUGGACGCAGCAGGUCAUGAAAGUGAAUCUGUCAGAUGCCCUAAACAAACAAUCGAUACGACACCACCGAAAGGUUUCUCAUGUGGAUCAACUAAAACUAUUGAAAUCGAUGUUUAUCGCAAAUUUACUGAUGAAAGUCUGUAUCUCUGGUUCAACGCAAACAUCUCGAAAUAUAACAUGUAUGUUAUUCAUGGAAAGAUAAAAAACGCUACGUAUGUGCUUAACCCUAUUCUCCAGAUGGAUAAAUACAGUUUGCCUUUGCCAGUACAGAAACAUCACGAUGGAUGGUUCGAAUAUAAUUACAUGUUUAUAUCGCCGUUAGAAGGGUUGCAAACCAUAACAAUUGACUUUGGAAACACACUUGCCGAACACUUAAUUCAGAAUGUUGAGUUUGAAGUGUGUAUCCGUGUAGAAAAUAAUUCCGCUGCUAUUUCUGUAAACCAAAUAGGCCAAUAUUCGCUGACUGUAUCCUUGGGAAUACUGGAUUCGGAAAGCGAGUUACAGACGGUGUCCGUUGGAGCCGGUACAACUGAAGGGGGUUUUCAGAUCAAACCUCUGUUUGAACUACAUAAUCGCAAUAGCUUUGGAGUAAUUUUUGCACCAUUUGUUCAUGGGGCACCAAUUUUCAUUACUGCAAUCGCCAAGAACCACGCUGGUCUCACGUCUGUUUUCUUUUCGGGAAAAGCACUUACAAUAGAUCACACUCCUCCUACCGUCAGCGACAUUUGUGUUGCCGUUUCCGUUAUAACAGAUAAUUCUACAAAAUUGCUAACAACAUGGACAGCGCGAGAUGAUGAAUCCGAUGUUCAAUACUGCAGUUGUUUAAUUGGAUCAAACCCACUGUCAGCUGAUAUACAGGAGGAAAAGGAUUCGGAUACACUGCAGUUUUGUCAGUCAGACAUUCUUAACCUUUCUCAUGGCGACAGAGUCUUUGUUACGGUCAAAUGUGUGAACAAGGUCGAAAUCGCCACGACGUUAGUAUCUAGACAAGUGAUCAUCUACCUUGAACCGCCCAAUAACGCACAAGCAUUCGUUCGGUUUUUGCCCAGUGGUCAGGAAUCGUUUUCUAUGACUGGUCAACUGUCCGCCCAGUCUUCUGCGCAGUCUAAUUCAAGCAUAUUGCAGAUGGAAUGGAACAACUUCGAAGAUCCUUCAGAGAUUACAUCCUACAGUUAUCGUAUCCAAAGCAAUGGUGAGAUCGUUGUAGACUGGACUGAUGCAGGCCUAAAGGACAUGUUAUCCAAUGAGCAUCUAAAGUUGAAAUCCGGCCAGACAUACACGACCGAAGUUCAUGCAGUAAAUGGUGGAGGAUUCACCAGUUCCGGUGUCACGUCCUCGCUGAUUGUAGCUUCAGAACCACCAGCGCUUACAGGAUCCCAUUUAUCUGCUGUUUUCGCAAACGGCAAAUUAACUCUCAAUUGGGAAAGUGUCUUCAAUAGAAUCCCGGGAGUACCAGCUCACUACAGUCUGCUUAUUGGUUCCCGUGACGGAUUUUCUGAUAUCGCCGACGUAAACUACACACGUAACCACGUAUAUGACGUCAAAGUUCCAUCAUCGACGCUCGUUUCUCCCAACCUUAACGAGCUGUACAUAAAACUGAAGUGUACUUACAGCACGGGGUUGUUUAUUACAUACAGUUCGUCGUACAAACUGUGAAGUUCAUAUGUUUGGUAGAAAUCAGCGAUUAUUCAACAUCCUUUCUCUGACCUGAUGUAUUUUUUGUUUUCAUUACGAUACAUGCAUGUAGUGUCUCGCAAAAAUCGUAAGAUUGAAUAUUUAACCUUGGACUUUUAAUUAAUCAUGUUAUGUAAAACAGUAUUCGUCCGCGAAAGCCCUUAAAUAUAAACGUUUGUUUUGUAAUUUCAAUAUUUGUGUACAUGUAUAUACUCCCUUUUAUUAUGCAUCAUUUCGUAAUAAGUAAUCAGAUUAAAAUAUGUAUCAUACAGUGAUUGUAUUAUUUUAUUAUAUGCAUAUGAUGUCUUUGUAGAACAGUGUUUUGUUAAAAGCAUACAUAUUAUAUUUUAUAUUUUUAUUUUAUAUAUUUUAUAUUCAUUCGAAUGAGUUGUGUUUUAUUGUUUUCUAUGCUGUACUUGCUUCUCUUUAUUUCUUAUAACUUGUUGAUUGAGAGUGCCUUGAAUUACAAUAAUCCCUUUAUAAGUGAUUAUAUGUGGUUUACUAAAUUUGAGAAACGUUUUAAUUUCAUUGUAACCAUGUGAUACUCGACGAAACAAUAGCAUUCACAAUAAUAUAUAUAAUUGAAUCUAUACUUAAGGUAUAUGUUUAGUGUUUAAAAUUGUUGAUAUGUGCGUGUGUGUGAUGUGCUUUGAAAUAAAUAAACAGAAACAAAUGGUU